GAUCCGCCUUCUCCCAGACUGGCGGCCGUCCCCAGGUGUGGGUCUUUGUGUCAGGAAAACUUUGAGAGCGCGAGAGCGAGGGAGCUGGACAAAGAGGGGGGGGAAAGCGACUGUGCUUCUCGGGGUCGGGGCAUGCCCGAGGCCCCCCUCCCUCUCUGGGUCAGGGAGAGUGUGAGAAGAGCGUGGCGUCCCCGGGAGAGGAGCGACAGGGAUGUGCCUAGCAAAUUCCUAAGAGGCGAUACCACCGAGGGGAGGGGAGUGAAGGGAGGGGAGAGAGGAGGGGGAGAUAGAAGAGAACGGGCACCGACUGGAGCAAAGCUGUCAAACUGAGCUCUGAGAGGAGCCCGGGGCUGGGAGGGACGGCGGGGCUGGGUUGGGUUGCACUGGGGGGACAAUCGCAGAGCCUGUGCAACUCCCCGCCUGCUGCUGCUGCCGCCACGGCGGCAGCCGCUUGUGCUGAAGCGAGGGUCCUCGGGGCUGGGGGUCGGCAGGCAGGUGGGAAAGGCGCUUUUUCUUGCUCUGCCCCUCGCCGGCUCCGUCGCCCGCUGGCCGGACCCGGUCGGAGGCAGGCGCCGAGCCAUGCAGCUGCAGUUCAAGAGCUGGAUGUUGGCUCUGCUCACCCUGCUUGUCGUCUUUCUCAUCUUCGCGGAUAUUUCGGAGGUCGAAGAAGAAAUCGGGAAUUCUGGAGGCAGAGGUACAAUCAGAUCAGCUGUGAACAGCUUACAUAGCAAAUCUAAUAGAGUUGAAGUCGUAAUAAAUGGCUCUUCAUCUCCAGCUGUUGUUGACAGAAGUAAUGAAACUGCAAAGCACAACAUUAAGCCAGCCCCAUCCACAUGGAGGCACAACCAGACCCUGUCUUUGAAGAUCAGGAAGCAAAUCUUAAAGUUCCUAGAUGCCGAAAAAGACAUAUCAGUGCUCAAGGGGACCUUGAAGCCUGGGGACAUCAUUCACUACAUCUUUGACCGAGCCAGCACCAUGAAUGUGUCACAGAACCUCUAUGAACUCCUGCCUAGAACUUCUCCCCUAAAGAACAAACACUUCAGGACCUGUGCCAUUGUGGGCAACUCUGGAAUUCUGCUGAACAGUGGCUGUGGACGGGAGAUAGACACUCACAGCUUUGUUAUAAGAUGCAACCUGGCACCUGUCCAGGAGUACGCCCAGGAUGUGGGGGUCAAGACAGACCUGGUGACAAUGAACCCCUCUGUCAUCCAGAGAGCCUUUGAGGACUUGGUCAAUGAGACCUGGAGGGAAAAACUUCUUCAACGCUUACACAGCCUCAAUGGUAGCAUCCUGUGGAUUCCCGCUUUCAUGGCCAAAGGUGGCAAGGAGAGGGUAGAGUGGGUGAAUGAACUCAUCCUGAAGCACCACGUCAAUGUGCGCACAGCUUACCCUUCCUUGCGCUUGCUACAUGCUGUCCGGGGGUACUGGCUGACAAACAAAGUACACAUCAAAAGACCCACGACAGGACUGCUGAUGUAUACUCUGGCCACACGUUUUUGCAACACCAUCUACCUCUACGGCUUUUGGCCCUUUCCUCGAGAUCAGAAUCAGAACCCUGUCAAGUAUCACUAUUAUGACAGCCUUAAAUAUGGCUAUACAUCCCAGGCCAGCCCCCAUACCAUGCCCUUGGAGUUUAAAGCCCUAAAGACCCUGCACCAACAAGGGGCAUUGAAACUGACCGUUGGUGAGUGUGAUGGAGCCACGUAAAAUGGGGGCCAAAGAGGAUUCCGUGGCUCACGUUUCCUGCAGGCUACACCACGGGCAGAUGGGGGUCGGGAGGCAAAAAACAAUAGGACGAGCAGAGGCUAGUGGUUUUCUUUGUUAAAGUGUUAAACAGUGACAAGAAUAUAUAUACCUGCAUAUAUAUAUUGACCUGAGUAUUAUAACUGUGUGGUGUUCAUCCAGAGUAUGGUGGACAAGUUACAGGAAGAAGGUGCUGAGGACUCACCCGAUCUGGAGACACUAUCUUUGGGAGUGAGAGGAUGGGACUCAAAAGGAAUCAGUUCCAGCAGAGGAAAUGUGAUCAUCUCCUGGGUUGAAGGAUUCUGGGGGCUAAUGGAUGAAUGUUAUAGCAUUUGUUUUCAGCUGAUCUGAGUCUCUGAGAAGAGUGGAUUCUGGGUGACCCAGAACCCAGAGGUUGGCAGCUGGGAUCAGUGUUAAAAAUGAUACUGUUCAAGAAGCAGGGGAGGGAUAGGGGCACAACAGAAAGGUGGAGCAAUAAAUCAAGAAGCACAGGCUAGGGUCAUGUUAGUGGAUAGCCUUGGUGUAUUCACUGUAGGUGAAUUGCCCAGUAGACCAGCUCCUGGCCCAUCAAUGUGUUCCAGAUGGGACACUGAAACUAGCAAUGGACUUUGGCUUUCUAGCUUACAAAAACCAUGAUGCCAGCAUGAACAUCACUGCUGGAUGAAGCAGAGAAAAAAGAUAAUACUGAAAGUACUCUGAUCAUUCAAACCAGAUCAACUCAUGCUUACCAAAAAAUCUAAAAUCAUCUGAGGUGAUCAGAACCACACUUGGGGCAAAGACAGAAGAGUGUCAAAUAAUACUUAGCUUUUCUAAAUGUCCUUUUGACUGGCAAAGAGAAAGAAGCCCUGGGAUUUGGGGGAGGGGAUAUUACAGACCUACAAGUGGCAUGGAGGGAAAGGGAAAGGAUAUUAUAAUCUGACCUCAUAGUGGUCACCUUUUAAGUCUCUUUCUUGCUCCCCAAAGGGUUAAUUCACCUUCCUUCCUGUUAAAAUAUAAGGUCAGAAACUGGACUGAAAGCUACCACAGCAAUGAAAUCCAAAGCCAAGGCUUGAAAGGGCACUGUCAAGAUAAAUGUCAUCGUGGUAAAAUAUAUAAGAUUGCCUUCCCUCACGGCGCACAAAGCCCCAGAGUGUGAAACCUGAAAGAAUUUUAGACAUCCAGUUUCACUUCCCAGCACCAACACUGUGUUCUGCAACUCGCUCUGUGUGGUCAAAGUAGCCAGCCCGCUCAGUUUCAAUGUCACUUUCUUGUCAGUUUCCUGUCCUGAUUGUCCAGUGGUAUUAUAGCUUGGCUCUCAUGUUUAGCUUUCUGACUCUGCAAGGAGAAGUUUAAGUCUUCCCCUCCCCCUAAUUGAUGCAAUUAUUUGGGGAUUUUGUGAAAUUAGAUUUGUUCCUAUUAAGGUUUGUAUAUUCUUAACUUUUUGUAAAGCCAAAUAUAGGAUGCGAACCACUGAACAUUAACAUCCUGGAGAAAUGUGGACUGAGAACCAGUCACUUAAGAGUUGGAAUCCUUGGUCAUAUUUAGAGAUGGCUACUGCGUGUGGGGCAUGAGCUGUCUUGAUUUGAUUGCUGUAUUAUGUCUCUGAUUAAUAAUCAUGUUUUAAGACAUAUUUGAACAUUAAAUGAAAAACCAUUAUCUUGAAGGUGAAGGGAGUUGAGAAAAGUAAUCAAGAUUUGCUUCUAAACAUAAGAUACUAGACAUAAUUAAUCAAUAGUAAUUCAGGACAGGACAUUUGCUCCAGAUUAAUGGCUGGUUAAAUAGUAGCUGGAAGCUAACAGAAAGAUACCCCAAGCCAUUAACCCAGGACAAAAUACCCCCCCCCCCAGGAUAAAACAGUGAUUGCUACUAUAAAUCAUUUUGUUCUUUGUAGUAUUGUUCUAGAUUUUAGAUUUUUAGUUUUCAUCAUGAAAUGAAAAGUUUAAAAACAACUGGUGAUAUUUUCGAUGGGAAUUGAAUGAUUCAGAUUCCUUAGAGGAAGUAGAAAUAAUUACCAUCAUAUUUUACACUUCUCUAGAGCCUUUCAUCUUGAAGAUCUCAAAGGAUUUUAGGAACAUUUCAUUUUCAAGGCUCACUCACAGAGCCCAAGAGGGAGCAGGUAAGUGACAUUGCCAGCAUAUUCUAGUUGGAUAAACUCAAACACAAAGGACUUUGGUGGUUAACCCAAAACUGACAAAGUGAAUCAGCAGCAAAGUCAGGAAAAGGACUCAGGAGCCCAGAAUUCUGGCCCUGCAUUCUAACUAGCAUAUACCAUUCCUAAGAGGGAGGAUUCUUGUUUACCUGAAUUUUUUUUCCUGGCCUAUAAUAGUUUGGGAUCCUAAAACUGACAUUAAUGGGAGUUUUAUAAAGAAAAAACUUGAGCUGCUGAUAUUUGCUUUUCAUACCCAUGGUAAAGAACAGCUAGAGGGGCCUCUUCCUGAGGGAAAGUUUGCUUUUGUGAAAUGUAAUUUUAGAGAAGCUGGAAGUGACUAAAAACCUGCCUUCAUCUAUUUCUUAAAAAGGGUUAGAAAGAUAAGGUCAACUUUGUUGAUUCUUGUACUGGCAAAAUGCUUUGUUUGUACAGCAGCAAUAACUCCAUUGGCUUUUCCUUCCUGUCCUUUUGUCAUCUGGCCAGAGACUUAAAGGAAGCACGCUAUCAGUUCUUGCCUAAUUGAUUUAUUUGAUUAGAUCAUAAUACUAAUGAAGUUGGGAGUCAUGGCUUCUAUCCCUAGGUAGAGAAGUUAGCUUUGGGAGGUGGUGUUUGGGGGUGGGGUGUAAUAAUUACAAUAGCUCACAUUUUUAUAGCACUUUACAAUCACAAAGCACUUUACCCCCAUAAUCUCAUUUGUUCCUUACAAGAACUCUAUGAGAUAGGUAAUUCAUGUGAGCACUGGGUUCCAAGUCAGAAGAUCUUAGAUUCCCAGCCCUGUCUGAGGCCUUAGUUUCCUUAUCUGUAGAAAUGGGGAUCAUACUUCCAAGCACUAUCAUAUGAGACCUUCUUAAAGAAAGCAUUUUGUAAACUGUAAAAUACUAUACAAAUGUAAGCCAUUUUUAUCAUCCUUUUAAGACAGAUGAAGAAUUGGAGGCUCAGAGAGGUCAACUUGCUCAAGGAUAAACAGUUAAUAUAAGCAGCAGACCCAAGGACAAGCACUCACAUCUACUGACUCCAAACCUAGCAUUCUUUCUACUACUACAUUAUGUUGCCUCCAUUAAUGGCUGACCUUGGCCAUUAUGUUGGUGGCAGGAAUCAUCCAAAGAGAGCAAGGAAUGGUAAUGGUCAUAACAUUUACUUAGCACUUUAUAAUUUAUUAACAUAGCACAUUCACUAUAGAUUGUCACUAAGCUUCCUUCCAACUCUAAAAUUCUAUUGAAUCCAUGAUUCUAAUUUAGUUUUCUAUGAUCUUCAUAGCAACCCUGGAAGGUCAGAAUUCAUCUCCCAAUUUUAGAGAUGAAGAAACCUUAAGCUCAAAGUGAUUUGCCAAAAGUCACACAGCAAACAAGCGGCAGUGCUGGGUGGAGAAUUUAAGAAUCCUCUGACUCUAAGUCCUGCUCUCCUUCCUCUAUAAUAUAUAAACUAAUCAACUUCGAAAUAUUACUAAAAAAAAUUGCUUAAAGCAUAUGUCUUAUUGGCAGUGAUUCCAUAGCACCCUUGUCAGAUUCAAAGGACAUGAGUGCAAAAGACUCUCUCUGUCCAUCUGUAUAAUGAGAUAGAGAGAAUAUGCUCAUGGAAGAGUAAAUGUUACCAUGAAACUAGAGACGUAUGCUCCUCUGUGUAAGUGAAAUCUCCUGUUGGUUUGUAGAGACAAAAGCUGCUUGAAUGUUACCAGACUGUGGUUGUUGGAGCUACAGGUCUUAAUAAAUCUUCUAUGCUGAUGUUACAAGUGGGAUAGGAAACCAUCAGGCCAGAUGGUACAGAGACCAACCUGCUCCAGGAGGCUGCUGUUUGAUAAAUCUCUUCAUGCCUAAUUAAGGCUCUUCUUCCAAAAUGAAUGAUACUGAAAAGUGUAUUGAUGUUGAUCAGAUGGGAAUCCAGACGUGUAUGUUGCUAUAUGAGCAUCCUUAAUAGCAUCCCCAAUGACACCAACAGCAGCAGCCUGCCCAAGCUGCUCCUGUUCUUCAUUUUAUCCCAUUCCAAAUCAAGUCUCCAAUUCUAGCCUCAGCAUUUCACCUUCUGUCUUCAUUGCUCUUUCUAUUCUAUUCAGAUAGAGCAGAGGAAGCCCCAGCAGGAAUAGUUGGCAUCUUUCCACCUCUAAAUAUCCCAUGAUUCUGGAAUAUCAUUGCCUGCCUGAGUCUUGACUUAGGGUAACUACUGUGAAUGCUGAGGUGGAGAUUGGUCUCUCUAGUCUGUUCCAUCUUUGGAUCCCCUACAGAUCACAAAACAAAGGCAAUGAGAAAGGCAAGCCAUUCUGGUGAUUGAGCCAGCGGCUAAAGAAAGGGGAAUGUCCAGGGGAACUGGACUGAAACCAUUUUUUUUUUGUUUUCCUUGGAUUUUAGGGAGUCAGAAGCUGAAUUUUGAUCUGCAGCAGCUAGGAUGGCUAGGCUAUUUAGGUUAUUUAACCAACUGAUGGAAGCUACUUUGAAAUUUCAAAAUCCAAAGCACACAGUCUGAUUAACUGAUCACACUAACUAAUCUAACACUUUAAACUAACUAACCAUACAAUCUAAUUAAACUUCACCCUUUAUCAGUGACCAAUCACCCAGAUUACUGGAUUAACAAGAAUAGGAGUCCUUCCUUCUUGAUCUUUCUUAUGUCCUUAAGCCACCACCUAUUUAUAUAUCCUAGCCAAGUCAGAUUGAGACAUACUCAACAAGAGUUGUGAAUAGCUAUUUCUUCCACAUUUCAAUAGACCUGUGAUCUUGUCGAUUUGGGUACUCUCUCUAGGGGUACGGAUUGUUCCCCAUUUAUACCCUCUUGUUCUCUGCAAUUUUAGAUCAUGUCCUUCUAUAAAUCCUCCACAAGGUAUUCACCCAAAAUGCCCAUGACCUACCUCUACAUUUCUUGACAUUACAUGGAUGAGAUAGAGGGGUGGAGGAAAGGAAAGGGAGUAAGCAUACAUUAAGUACCUAAUAUGUGUCAGGCACAAUGCUAAGUGGUUUAAAAACAUCUCAUUUGAUCCUAGUAACUCUGAGGGGUAGUUGAUAUUAUUAUCCCCAUUUUACAGUUGAGGGAACUGAGGCAGAUAGGUUAAGUGACUUGUCCAGAGUUACACAGUAUCUGAGGCUGCAUUUGAACUCAAUUCUUCCUAACUCCAGGCCCACUGUUCUAUUCAACUAUGCCACUAGCUGCCUCUUAAGCAUAUUAUAGCUCCAGAGCAAGGAGAUAUCCAUUGUUUAUCCCUUGAACUUGCUAUUGACCAGAUUGUCUCCUUUUCCAAUAUAUAGCUCUCAGCUGACAUCCUUUUCCCUUCUUCUAUGUAUUUAUGUGUUGGUCUAAGCCUCUUUUUUCCUCUUUGGGGAACUCAUCACCUUAAUUCCUUAAAGACUGCACUUGUUGUCACAUUAGAAAUCAUCAGAGGGGCAGCUGAGUGGCUCAGUGAGUCAGGCUCAGAGACAGGAGGUCCUGGGUUCAAAUCUAGCCUCAGACACUUCCUAGCUAUGUGACCCUGGGCAAGUCACUUAACCCCUAUUCCCCAGAUCUUUACUGUCAUUCUCUGUCACCGAGAGACUACCACUAACUAGAAAUCAUCAGAAAAAUACUGACAUCAAAAAGAUGUGUUUUUGUUUUCAGAAAAGAAGCUUGGUAUCACUAUAAAGGCUGUGGAAAUUCCUAAAUUUCUGCCCACUCUCUUCUACUCAUGCUUAGAUAUAGUUCAUCAUCCAUUCCCCAGAUCCUGUUUUAAAAAAAUGUAAUCUCUCUAUACCAUUUCCAAAUACACCAAAUAAAGACAUGUCAGCAAAUACUAACAGAGGCAACAUUAAGUGAACUGUAUGGAAGAUAUUACCGAAACAGGCUGAUGGGUAAGUUAAACUUACCUUUAAAAGAGCUCUAGAGUCCUGCCCUUUUACUGAGAUGGACUAAUAUCAUGAACUUUUGCUCUAAAAUGAGAUACAAAAGUUGAGACUGUUGGAUGGAACCCUUUGUAUCAAAGACUGGAUCAUUCAAGAUGAUGAUAUUAAACAGAAGUUAGAUGUUACAGAGCUUGCAACAACUGGACAAUUUUCUCAAGUUUUUGUGAUUGAGAAAAUGACUUGUGACACCCAGGAAGUGUCAGGGUGACUGGCAAGAAGCUAACCUAUUCGGAUAACAACUCUGGGAUUAGUCCCUUGAUUGUUACAAGCAGAGAAAAAACUGUGUGUAAUUUUGAGGAAAGAAUAGUAGACCAGGAAUGGAAUACCUACCUAGUUCCUAAAUGAGCACUGAGACUCUUUCCAUUUUUAAAAUUCUGUUAUUUAUGACCUAGAUGGGGCUAUUUCCCUAAUGAAAAAAACCACUGGUCCAGUUUGUACCUGUUUCCUCAUCUAUAAAAAGGGGAAUAACAAUGCAAUGCCUACUUCAUCGGGUUAUUGAAAGGUGUUAUAAAACAAAAUAGAUGCAAAAGCACUCCAAAAAAUAUAGAAAUAAUACUAUCCAAAAAUUAAUUUGGCACCAUCUUGGGGGAGGGCAGGGUUAUUCAUGGAAUUCUGAAAUUUGGAUUUCCUUUUUUAUCUCUUGAGGAAAGGAAAUGUUUUGAGACUGAGACAGAAUGAAAAAGAGAACCCCAGAAAAAGAAAGAUAACUCAAAGAGGAGGGAGGUAGCAGGAUUUCUCCACCUGGCCAUGCUGCUGCUCCAUUUUAAUGUACUUUCCUUUUCCUUUUCCCCCAAACUACAUCAUAUUUCUUUGCAUUGGAAAAUGAAAGGGGCAAAAACACCUCCAAAUCUCAGAAGUCUAUGUAGAAACAAUCAUAACCUACUCUAAUAGAAGAAUUACACAAGGUAUUAUCAUAAUGAUUAUUAUUCGACCGUGAAGUAAGUUACAUGAUACAGUGAAAAAUAGUAUUUUAUACAAAAAAAAAAAAGGAUUUCCAUGGCCGCUAAUGGGAGGAGGAAAGAAUCUGCUCCAAAAGUAAACUCUGCUGUGAAGCAUUAGUGAUCCCACUCUGAGGACAAGGUUAUUAACAUUUUUUUCUAAGUGAUUCAUUAUUGAAAUGUAAAAACUAAUAAUUCUUUGGAACCACUUGGCCUGUAGAAUAGUCAAGGAAACUAUCUUUCCUUCUAUGAUUUGCCUCCAUGUCACCAGACCCUGCAGGAAAGAGAAUCAGCAGCACUGGUGGUAGGUAAACUGAGUCAGCCUAUGCCCUGAAGGUGGAGCAAAAGAUAAUAAAAGUCCAGGGAAGAGAGGGGCAGCAGUGAGAGUGGGACAGAUAACCAAUGGGGAAAAACUUUCAUCAGCAAGUCAUAUGAGGCCAUGGAUUGCAAGCCUACUGAAGAGAAAGACCUCUGGAUUUGAAUUUUCUUGUCCUAGUACUGAGCAACCAUCACCUGCCCAAUGCACCUACCAGAAUAGUGGUUUUAAAUUAAAAAAAAAAAAAAACUACCAGUGAUAAGUAGGUGGUAGCUUUUUACUAGUGGCAACUGAAACAAGUAGGAGACAGAACCUGUUGAUACUAUGGCACAGCCCCAUUCACAUUCCGGGUGUUAAUAUGAUAGCUUUUUGUAUAGAUCUACGAUCGUAUAGCCUUCAUAACAUAAGUUGGAGAGAUUUCCAUGAUGCUUUCAUGACACAAAGUUUCCAAGGGAAAUGGACCAACAAUGUUUCCUCUGUACUCCAUGAAAAAGGGCUAAAGCUGUCCAGGACCUCAGAGACAACUAUGGAAAUGUUUGGUUCCCUCUGGAGCAGUGUCUACUCUUCAUGAACCAAGAUGACAAAGUGAUUAGGUGAACACACAGAACAGACAACUCCAGUGGUGAGAAAAGAGAAAGAAAGAUGGAAAAAAAGAAUCAAAUCUGCAGUCUGAAUAAUUUUAUGGUAGUACAGAAGCUUACCCCAGUGUUCAGAGGGGGAGAAUGAAGAUUCUAAAGAGCCUUGAAUAUUAUGACACCUGAACAUUAGCUGAAGGAAUUGGAGAUGUUUCCACUAGAGAAGACAAGACUUAAAUAUAGCCUUGGCUAACUUAUUCGUAUGGUAAUAAGCUUGUAAUCAUGUGUUGCUACUGUUGGUGGAUAGUCAAGGGGAGGGAUCAAGUGACUGAUUUGGGUCCCUCCCAGGCCUAGGAUUCUUUGAAUCAUUUGUCCUAUGUUUUGCUCAUUUUUCCUAUUUGUCCCUUUUUGACUAUUGUUAUUUCCUAUAAAGCUCUAUUUGGACCACUGGA
Messenger RNA from Monodelphis domestica (gray short-tailed opossum), 10009 nucleotides. RefSeq names its product ST8 alpha-N-acetyl-neuraminide alpha-2,8-sialyltransferase 2 (gene ST8SIA2). NCBI's taxonomy places the organism in Eukaryota, Metazoa, Chordata, Mammalia, Didelphimorphia, Didelphidae. The record is from RefSeq and is a predicted model, not a curated record. Gene Ontology annotation, molecular function: alpha-N-acetylneuraminate alpha-2,8-sialyltransferase activity. Gene Ontology annotation, biological process: N-glycan processing; oligosaccharide metabolic process.